Molecule: messenger RNA, 1143 nt
Organism: Malus domestica (apple)
Lineage: Eukaryota; Viridiplantae; Streptophyta; Magnoliopsida; Rosales; Rosaceae
Product: F-box/kelch-repeat protein At1g23390
Biological process (GO): proteasome-mediated ubiquitin-dependent protein catabolic process
Cellular component (GO): nucleus; cytosol
Molecular function (GO): protein binding
Source: RefSeq, a predicted model, not a curated record
AUGGCGUUGCAUGUUCAAAUUCCGACCAAAAUCUCCAGCAUCGAAGACCAGGAAGAAGCUCCACUCUACGGAGACAUCUUAGAGGCCAUACUCUACCACGUGCCUCUCCUUCAUCUCGUUCCUGCCUGUCACGUGUCAAAGUCCUGGAACCGCGCCGUCUCCUCCUCCCUCCGCCACCUCAAACGAAACGUCAAGCCCUGGCUCAUUGUCCUCGCCCAAACCAUCAGGUUUCCCUACAAGAUCAACGCACGUGCCUACGACCCUGCCUCGCACGCUUGGAUCGACAUCCACUUUCAGCCGUCCAUGAAAUCCAUCUCCACCCUCCGAUGCUCCCACUCCACACUCCUCUACAUGCUGUCUCCCUCCAAAUUCGCCUUCUCAACCGACCCCCUCCACCACACGUGGAACCACGUGGACGCCCCGUUGGUCUGGCGCACCGACCCGAUUGUCGCGCUGGUGGGCCACCGCAUAGUCGUCGCAGGUGGCACCUGCGAUUACGAGGACGACCCCCUGGCCGUCGAAAUUUACGACACAAGGGAGCGCACAUGGGGAACGUGCAACUCAAUGCCCGCUAUCCUCAAGGACUCGGCUGCCUCCACGUGGCUCUCUGUCGCCGUCGACGACAGCAAAAUGUACGUGACGGAUAAAAACACCGGUUUGACCUACACCUUCGAUCCCGAUUCCAAUACGUGGUGUGGACCAUACGAUCUGUGUCCCGACAGGACGGUGUUCGGCGCCGUCACCGGAUUCGCUAAUGGCCGCUUUAUUUUGGUGGAGGCGGUCGGAAGCGAGGGGAAUUUGACAACCAUGAAAGUGUGGGAAGUGAACGGGGUGUCGCUUGAGUGCAAAACUUUGAUCGGGGAGAUGCCGCCGGCGAUGGUGGAGAAGCUGAAGGGCGAGACCGACUGCGCGGGGACGGUUUCGAUGAGCUGCACGAGAGAUAUGGUGUGCCUGCAUAACACUUUGUCGCCGGAGGAGCUGAUCCUCUGCGAGCUUGUCGACGACGGGUGCAGGUGGGGGAGCGUAGGGAAUGCGGUUGUGAACGACGGCACCCGAAUGCAGAAGUUGGUGGUGACGUGUUCGAAUGUUGGUCUACCGGAUUUGCAUAAAGCCGUACAACUUGGAGCGCUGAAAGUUGUUUGA